This is a messenger RNA of Xyrauchen texanus (razorback sucker), 4510 nucleotides long. Its product is annotated as forkhead box protein P4-like. Bases 492 to 2582 code for a protein of 696 amino acids. The transcript has 18 exons. Gene Ontology annotation, molecular function: RNA polymerase II cis-regulatory region sequence-specific DNA binding; DNA-binding transcription repressor activity, RNA polymerase II-specific. The record is from RefSeq and is a predicted model, not a curated record. Gene Ontology annotation, biological process: regulation of transcription by RNA polymerase II. Gene Ontology annotation, cellular component: nucleus. NCBI's taxonomy places the organism in Eukaryota, Metazoa, Chordata, Actinopteri, Cypriniformes, Catostomidae.
ACUGAUUUCUCUGCGAAUGAGCGAGGAACAGACGAGAUGCCAAAAACUCCAGCAAGACGCAUUAUUUGGACUUUUGGAAAACUCGCGUUUUGAAUAACAGAGAAAGGGAGAAGACUUGAGCCUUACGGGGAGGCAGCAGAAGCGGCGUGCUUUUUCUUCUUGAACUUUCAGGAGCGCUGUGACCAUGCAGCCUGUAAGCUAGAGCAAGAUUAUUGUUUCCACUUAUCACCCAACUGAGUGAUCAGUUUGAGAGGAAGCCAAUAAAAAAGGAAAGGAAGACUAAUAAAGACAGUUGUCGUUGAAAGUAAUGGUCCGAAGAUAUCACUCAUAGAACAGGAUUUUUUUCUUCUUCUUCUUUUGCGUUGCUCUUCUCAACGUUUUUGGAAUCGCUGGCUGGGACAUUUCACCAAAGCUGGAAGCGACAGAUCCACAUGGUCCAGUCCGUAGAGUGAAAGUAGAGUUCUUCAAAUAAUCCUAACAGGUGCCACGUGAUGAUGGUAGAAUCAGCAACUGAGACCAUUCGAACAACACCCUCCAAUCAAAAUGGAGUCAGCAGCCUAAGUAGCCAGUCAGACGGCGGAGGAAGAGAGGGGGGUUCCAACGGCGACACCAAUGGGGAGAUCAGCUCAGUGGAUUUACUGCACCUUCAACAGCAGCAGGCCCUCCAGGCAGCACGCCAGUUCAUCCUCCAGCAAGCUACGGGACUUAACUCCCCAAGCAGCAACGAGGUCAAACAAAGCCCUGUACAGGUGCCGGUAUCCAUGGCAAUGAUGACCCCACAGAUGAUAACUCCUCAGCAGAUGCAGCAGAUCCUCUCUCCGCCUCAACUUCAAGCAUUACUCCAACAACAACAAGCCCUUAUGCUGCAACAGCUGCAAGAGUACUACAAGAAGCAACAGGAGCAGUUACAUAUCCAGCUCUUAACCCAGCAGCAGCAAGCAGGGAAGCAGGCCAAAGAGCAGCAGCAGUUGGGGAAUAAACAUCUGGCUUUCCAGCAGCAGUUGAUCCAGAUGCAACAACUACAGCAGCAACAUAUUCUGAACCUACAAAGACAGGGCCUGGUGAACCUACAACCAGGUCAAGGGGCAGUACCCAUUCAGAGCCUGCAGCAAGCCAUGUGUCCCACUGACCUGCAACAGUUAUGGAAGGAUGUGGCUGGUAUUCAGAGCACAGAGGAGGCCAUGAAACACGAGGGUCUCGAUCUGACCACCAACAGCUCUAACUCUACCUCAUACUUGGCCUCCAAGGUCUCACCUCAGAUCUCUCAUCAUUCUUUGCCAAAUGGACAGAACUCUGUGCACACUCCAAAGAGAGACAGAGCAAGACUCUUCGAGUGGAUCUCGUCCUUCACCAAGGAGUCCAGCGACGAGCAUCUCACACCGUACUCCAAAAGCGCUCCACUGCAGAGCACCCACUCUACCCACGAGGAACACACAGCCUCCCACCCGCUCUACGGACAUGGCGAGUGCAAGUGGCCUGGCUGUGAAGCGCUCUGUGAGGACAUGGGCCAGUUCAUCAAGCACCUGAAUAGUGAGCACGCCCUGGAUGAUCGCAGUACGGCCCAGUGCAGGGUUCAGAUGCAGGUCGUUCAACAGCUGGAGAUACAGCUGGCCAAAGAGAGCGAGCGGCUGCAGGCCAUGAUGGCCCACCUGCACAUGCGUCCAUCAGAGCCAAAGCCUUUCAACCAACCUCUAAAUCUGGCCUCCAGCAUGUCACUGUCAAAAAGAGAAAGCGAGGGGUAUCCUGAGGGCUUGCCCCACCCCCCCACAUCUGCCGCCACCCCCAUCACCCCCAUGAGACAGGGACCCUCCGUCAUCAGCUCCUCCAGCCUGCACGGAGUCGGACACAUCCGCCGGCGCAACUCUGACAAGUUCUGCACCCCUAUCGCCUCGGAACUUGCACAGAAUUGUGAAUUCUACAAAAACGCUGAUGUCAGGCCUCCAUUCACCUAUGCCUCCCUCAUACGGCACGCCAUUCUGGAAGCCCCUGACCGACAGCUGACUCUAAAUGAAAUCUAUAACUGGUUUACACGAAUGUUUGCCUAUUUCAGGAGAAACACAGCAACAUGGAAGAAUGCUGUGCGCCAUAACCUGAGUCUGCACAAGUGCUUUGUGCGCGUGGAGAACGUCAAGGGUGCAGUUUGGACCGUGGACGAAGUGGAAUACCAAAAGAGGAGACCACCAAAGAUGACUGGAAGUCCAACUCUUGUGAAAAAUAUGAUUUCUGGACUGGGAUUUGGCUCCCUGAAUGCCAGCUAUCAGGCUGCACUAGCGGAGAGCAGUCUUGGUCUUCUGAAUAGUCACACCCUGAUGAACAACAGCACGGGUGCAAGCCUCAACAUGCUGCACGUCGGCCACGACGAUGUCAGCAGCACAGUUGAACAGGUCAACAGUAACGGCAGCUGCAGCCCUGGCCUCUCUCCACAGCAGUAUGGACAUCAGAUCCAUGUGAAAGAGGAGCCAGCUGAGAUGGAGGAGGACAGCAGACCGAUGUCCCUCAUGGCAUCCGUCACUCAAAACCUGAGCAUACCUGGUGAUGAGCAUGACAUGGAGGAGGAGCUUCCCACAGAGGACCUGGAGUAAGAGGAAGAAAGAUGGUGGAGGCGGAGCUCACUAGCCAGCCCCUCCCUCAUAUUCAAAGUGUUCAAGUGAGAAAAACAAUGAUGAUAACCAACAACAACUACAAAAACCAAAACAGGGUUAGACCUUAUCAGUUAAUAAUGCAAAAACACACAACAUGCUUUUUUCCCCCUCUCUUUUUUUUACGUUUCCCAAGUCGGUACCUUCAAAUAGGCCGUUUGAUGCUUUACAGCAACUAUGAUAGAAGUAUGGACUGCCAUAUCUAAAGUUACUGAGGGAAACCUGAUGAGUAACAACUUUUUUUUUUUUCAGAAGUCACCUGAGAAUUCUCUAUUUUUUGUCUUUUUAGCUUUUAUUGUUAUGUUCUUUGCACCUGAGAACACUGCUUUUCUAUGGGAGAAACACACAGCGGUGAUUUACCUGCAUUAGAAGUUCACAGGUCUGAAAAAGAGAAGAUGACAAACGUCUUUAGAAUGACUUCAGCUCUCAGAUUUUUGUAUUCAUUCAAGGGGAUCCUGCAAGACUCAGUAACUUUGCGAUCACAAAGAUACAAGUUCACCACUUAUGGCAAAAGCAAAGACUGAAACACAACAAGCUGAAAGACUGGCAAAGGCAUCCCUGUCCAGCUGACCAAUUUUUGACUCCGGGGGAAACCGGGGGAAGUGGUAUUCUGUCUUUGUAUAGUGUAUACCUCUCUGAUCAGACAGUGACUGUCUGCACCUUCUUUAUCUGAUGGUAUCCACAAGCACUUGGCGGAACGUGUUUUUCACCAAUCUCUUCUUUUGUCAAACUCAAAGCAGAAGUGUUGCUACCCCCAAAAAGGCAUAUUUCAGGAUAAGGAACGUUGCUGUUGUUCUCCUGUGGUGCUGUUAUGACAGCCAGACUGAUAAUGAGGCUUGUGGAGGACUGGCACUCAGACUUUAAUGACUGUAUUGUUGAUUAUAAUAUGUGUGCAGUAGCGUUCAAUUUCUCUUUCAAUUUUGUUUACUUUCAUAGUCAUUUAUUUCUAAAGGAUCAACAUUUUUCAUUGUGAUGUAAUUCAACUAGUCUUCUGUUAAUGAUUGUCUUUUUUUGUUUGUUUUUUUUUUACGUUCUCUCACUAUUCCAAAAAGGGGUUACGUUUGGGAGAGAAGUUCCAAUAUCCUAAUUCUACAAACUCAACCCCCAAAAAUACUUCAAAACUUAUCAGAGGUAGUUGAGGAUAGCACUUAACGUUAAGUGAUAGAUACAGAAACAAACAGCAAACAGAACCACAUAUAAAAACGAACUUUAAAUACCAAGGUGACAAACCACUCGAGCAUUUCUAAAGCGUAAAAUGCUAAUACUAAAGAGACUGAGGUUGAAUACACAGUGCAGGGCUCCCUGUAAGAUCCUGAAAAAAACUUUACAGGCACUCACAUCUCUCUUUUUUUUCAUAAAUUUGCUUCAUUUAUUAAAAAAAUUAUAAUUUUCAAAUCUGCGCCAUUUACUACUUAAUUUCAGAGUUUUAUGUAAGAGCCGAUUGAUAUCAGCUGCGAUACAAAAUAUUGCUUUAACUUUAAAGAUAACACAGUCACGGAAUACCUCAAACCACAGUGUUUGCCCCUCACUCUGUUAUUACAAAGGGGAUCAGUACUGUGGCUUAUAAACAUGGUGACUUUCACAUUAUCAGUCCUAAGUUCUGUAGUUAUUAGAUAUAUAAAAAGUGAUUUGCAAUUCACUGUGUGAUUAGAAAGUGUCUGAUUAGCAUGUGAGAUUUUGCUUUCAAUGAACUAUAAAAAGAAACUUCUCAGUAGUGCCAUGCCAAACUCCAAGUUUUCAUUUAAUAUAUGUUGCUGUUUUAGUUUUCCCCAUUUGACUUUUGUUACAGGUAACCAAAGAGAUAUUUAGUAAACCAAAAACUCUUUUUAUUUAUAAUUUCUCCUUGCUAAAGAACUGGCCAAAAGAACGCA